AUGGCAUCUGAUUCGUCCUGGGGCCCCGACCUUCCGCGAGUCAGGCCUGGUCCUGCCCCGCUCUUCCGGUCAUUACAUGCUAUUGCCGAAAAUGCCACUGCUCCUCCUGCAUGUCUGGAAAGAUCCGCUCCAAUAGCAUCCUCUUCCCCUCGCUUUGCACACGGAAUGCACAUAUAUGCACGUUCGUACCGAAGCUCCGGUGGUUCUGCUCUCAUGCCAGCCUGUUCGAGACCCUUUGAUGUCCACUUCAUGCGCAACCGGACCGUUCCUUACCGUCUUUGCUACCUUGCAUCACAGACGCUGUCCGAGGCCGUUCCAAGCGAGUUCAAGAAAUUUUUUCUCCGACAUUGA
Molecule: messenger RNA, 351 nt
Organism: Pseudozyma hubeiensis SY62
Lineage: Eukaryota; Fungi; Basidiomycota; Ustilaginomycetes; Ustilaginales; Ustilaginaceae
Exons: 1
Coding region: 1-351 (116 amino acids)
Source: RefSeq, a predicted model, not a curated record